AUGUCUGCGCCCUAUCGACUUUUCAGUGGAAGACUGAACGUCACAAUUAUUUCAAUAUUUGCUGCCUCUGCUUCAAUAUGUGCAGCAUAUAAGUUGUUUGAAUUUUAUAAUAAGCUAAAAGUAGCUGAUUCAAAGCAAGCUACGAAAGACAGUUCGGGUGUAACAAAUGAAAAUGGUAGUAUACCAAAAGAUGAAAACGAUUCUAAAAAACCGAACACUAACGAAGCAGCUGAAGAAAUUACAAUACCAGUACAAGGUGUCCUGAGCAAGGAACAGAUUUCAGGUCUCAUAAAGCUUCUGCAAACCAACGUUGAUGAUAAUGUUCUUCAGAAAAUUCUGACAACAAUCGCAAAUGCUUCAGCAUUCCAGCAGAAUCAGGAUUUGCUCCGGGAGAUGAACGGAAUUGAGCCGAUUGUAAAUAUGCUGAGGUCUUCCACGCCAUCAUUGAAGACCUCAUCUGCAAUUGCUGUUGCAAAUCUUUCCCUCAACCCUGAGAAUAAUGUUAUUUUGCAGGAGUGUAUUCCAGACUUGUGUAGUGUAAUCCUAAUGAAGGACGUAGAAGUUGCCCAAAUAUUGGCUGCCCUUCAAGCUCUGACGAACCUGUCCCUUAUCACUCCCUGCAGUUCCUUCUUCCAUCAGUCUAUCCAAUGUUUAUUUGACCUGUUGAGUGUGGACGACCUGACCAAUAAUGUUAAACUACAGACUUUGAAGGUACUGGUCAAUCUGUCUUGUGAUGAGGCUAUGAUAGAGUCAUUGUUAAAAGCUGAGCCACCAGCUGCUUUACUUAAUUACCUUCAGCCCCCUGUUGAGGAUGACCAUGCAUUACGUGUCCUGACCUUGUUUGCUAAUGUAACCAAAGACUCGCAGGUGAAGGAAAGAGUUGAGGAAUGGAAACAAUCCAGGAAACUUAAGAAGCCAUCUGAACAGGACAACAGUUCAUCAACAGAAGAUGUCAGAAAUGAUCCGGACCAUGUGCCCAGUUAUUCAAAGCAUCUGUCAAUGAUACAAGAAGAGGAAGAAGAAGUUGAUAUCACCGAAAACAACUCAACCGUCCGCCCGGCCACCUCUGUACAGAGUAUCGAUCUCAUCCCAGAUAACACACUGUACGACAUGGUUCACGGUAACUCGUCGCUUAGUCUGAGGUGUUAUGUUAUGAUGCUGAAAUUAUAUGACCACGACGAGAUUCAAGUACAAGCUAACCGACUGUGGAACUACUUAUAUUAAGAGAAUCGCAGUCUUUUUCUUUGCUCUGACCAACAUUUUUCAAAAUAGUAUUGCCAAAAUCAGUCUGAUAAUGAUUUAAAAUUUUGUACAGAUAUUAAAAUACUGUUCCUUAUAAAUCUUGUAAAUAUAAUUCAAAGGAAUAAAAGAGAUCUACUGUAUAUCUAUAUAAAUUUGAAAGAUCACAUGUUUUGUGUAUUUGCCAUGUCUUUAUUUUAUUUUAUUGCUAUAACAUGGGGAGAUAAUAUACGUAUAAUAUACGCUGGCUAAUAUUUGCCUUGAUUGUGAUAUUGUGUGUGUUGAAAGGUAUGAAGCCAACUUUAAUACAAUAGUAAUAUUGUUUGGUACCAUUAUUCAUUUUAAUAUUUUUAUUGUUAUUAAUAUUAUUAUUAUUAUUAUUAUUCAUAUCAUUAUUAUCAUUAUUGUUAAUAUUAUGGUGACUAUUAUUUUUUUCUUCCAAAAGUACAGUAUUAUAAGAUGAGAUCAUGCCCCCAAUUAUUUUUUUGCAUGUUGUAAAAAAAUUUGUGGACCCAGUGUUGAAUGAAUGUUGAAGCAGUAUGCUUAGUUUUGGUGUGCUUUCAUUCAGAACACCUUGAUCAUACAAUUGAUUAUGAUGCAUCUUCUAACCAUAUUUCUGUUCAGUUCUAGCCUGCUCAUAUGGACAUGUUUUUAAAAGGUAAAGGUGGUUUUUAAAAGAUCAGUGUGUGAGGGAACAAUAAAUAGAUGGGACUGCAUAUUUUGAAUUGUACAUACUUAUGUAAGAAAAUUGGUAUUUUGGCUGUCAAAACAGUUGAUCUUUCCCCCUUUGAAUCAAUUUCACAUGAAAUGUGUCUCUUAAGAUAGUUUUCAAAGCUGUCUGUAAAUAUAUUUGUGAGCAAACUACUCAGACACUACUUGACGCCCUGUAUUGACGAAUAACCUUGAUAGCAUGUUGUGUCUCGUAGCAACUCAGCAGCUAAACUUUCCACCUCAUCAACCCAUUUUGCAAGCACUUAUUCUUUGAUAUUCGAUACAGAAUCAAUUAUACAUAAUGACGAGACUGUAGGUACACUUUUUCAACAUCUAUUAGUAAUUUCUCAUGCUCGUAACAUAUCUUUUAGUUGUACUUAAUACACAGCAUGAGCGUUUUCUUUGAACAAAUACUGAUGUUCUAUAAAUAUGCCACAAUUUUAUUAUUACUUUUUUAUCUCCGACAAUGUAGACUAGUUGUCUUUUAUGAUGACGUCGUCUGUGAAUUCUGUGCCGGCCAAAAAUUGCAUGUGGCUAGUCUAGUAGUCAGUUUUUGUUGAUUAACAUAAGUUUUACUUUAAAAAAACCCUUAAAUUGAUUGUCAGCCAAUUCAAGGGUCUAUGCAAAAGAACAUAGGUGAAAGUUAAAAUGUAUGUUAGAUUUUGUUUUUCUAAUUUUCAAGUGAAACCAAUAAUUUAUUUUGGAAAAUGAAAUUAGUACUGUUACAAGUGGCUUCGUUGAGUAAAGGCCAACUCAGACAGCGUCGUACGACGCAGCCCGACGCGAUCUGUUGUCGCGUCGGGUCUGUGUGAGUUAAACGCAGGCGCGAUGGUGUGCGUCGGGGGCAGUCGCGUAGUAGAAUAUUAAACAUGCUUAAUAUUUCUCACGACGGCUUACAACUGUCCCCGACGAUAAAUUGGGUCGGGCUGCGUCGGCCAACGCUGUCUGAGUUGGCUUUAAGUAUAAUUAACUUUGAAAGGAAACUUUUAUAAUUAUAUGCAAGCAUAAACCUGCCUACAUGCUGCUAUACAGUUUUAGUACAUAAAAAGAGUCUGUACUUUUGUAUUAUUUCUAGCUUAGUUUUCUUUUUUGUUUUUUUGUACUGAAGUUCUAGUACUUAAUUUUAACUUUCUCUUUGAUCGGUAAAUAUUUCUCAUUAUUACGGGAAUAUAAUUCUACAGUAACUUAAAUCUGGCAUUGGUAUGAUAAAAUUAGAAGAAACAGAGAGUAGGUUUUAAUUUUUACCCAUUAUUUAUCCAGCCAAACUACUCUAUUUAAUGUAUAUUUGUUAUAAAUUCAUUACUACAUAACUGAUUACAGUACCGAAAGGUCCACUGAUUAAUCUCAGAUAAGAAAGUAUAAUACAUACUCCAAGUAUUGAAAUACACGCCAUCGUGUUGGGAUUCAAUAUUUCGACAUUAAUUAUGUCAUCUCUGAUUACAGUACAGUAUGUACAAUUUCUUUUUAAAAAAUUCUGAAAAUUGAAAGCAUCUUGCUUUAAACAUUUUCAGAUUUAAGUCUUCAUACAUCAAAUUACAAGAAUUAUUUAUAUAAAUAUAUUACAGUGAUGGCAUCUUGUAUUCUCAAUAGACCUUUCCACUAAGCUCCGCCCCUUGGAUUUUGUUGCUAAGGUCCCACAAGAUGGCAGUGUUAAAACAUACGCGAACACGUGCGCUUGUGGGGCAACAUGUGUGUUUGUGAGACGCGCGCGUAUUUCUAGCUCUGUUCUGAUUAGUCAGUUGUUAAGUUUGAUUGACACUCCGGAAAGGUCUAUUGGUUCAAGGAUAGGAUCAGAAUACUGUAUAGUGGUUUUAAAAAUUCAUUAAUUAUAUUCUGUGGUCUCCCAUGUGCAAUAUUGUUACGCUUUAAAAAAUAAAAUGUUGCUGUUUAUUCUGCUGAGAUGUUAAAACAAUAAAAGCAUGAACGAAAAACUU
This is a messenger RNA of Anneissia japonica, 3884 nucleotides long. RefSeq names its product armadillo repeat-containing protein 10-like. Gene Ontology annotation, molecular function: protein binding. The record is from RefSeq and is a predicted model, not a curated record. The coding region runs from base 1 to 1224 and encodes 407 amino acids. NCBI's taxonomy places the organism in Eukaryota, Metazoa, Echinodermata, Crinoidea, Comatulida, Comatulidae. Gene Ontology annotation, cellular component: mitochondrion. The transcript is spliced from 5 exons.